CUUGCCAACGCUUGCGGUGGCGUGGGAGCCUGUUGUCCCAGCAAAGGAGGUUUCAUCCAGGACACCUGCCUCAGCCUCCCUCGAUUUAGACAGGAUCAUGCAUUUCCAGACGCUCUUCCUCAUGGCAUCAACAUCAAUCAAGAAGAUAUUGAAAGAGGUAAUUAGAAGUACCUAUAGAGUUGUAAUAUCAGAAGAUCAUAGUACAACGACUAGAUACAACGAGGAUCCCUAGUACUUGAAGCCGCAGUAGGCACUCAUAUACCAUAGUUGUGCAUUAGAGUAUAGUCUUCAUACUGAUGACCCAGGAGGUACAACUUCUGUGUAAUUACAUCAGAUCCAUUUGCAAAAUAAACCCUCAAGGUGCAGCUGCUACUGCUCUUCAACGAGCUCCUCGUGGUCCUCAAAGUCAAGGCUACGAUCAGUUGGCACCCAUGGUGGAUGGUGCUCGUCAGGGGACAAAUGAAACACCACUCCAAGCAGCCUUGAGAGUGAGCCAGGUGACAUACACUAACCGAGUCAACGCAUUAUACCAAAUAUGGAGCACCUCUCCAUCCUUGAGCUGUAAAAGCUUCUUCUGGUGGUUGGCAUCCCCCGUUUUGGCCGCAGUCGGCCUGACUACCUCUGUGGCGAUACUCGCGCCCUUCUUUGUCGUCUCUACUCUUGUGAUAGAUUAUGGCUCAAUACAAUCCUUCGUUUGUAGUAUCGGCUCUUUUCCUUAGUUUCCUUCUUGGGAAUCCGAAGAGAUCAUGAACGCAAGAGAUGAAAUGUUUUCCGCUCUAAAUAGACCCCGUCUAUGGAGUCAUUGAGGGCUCGUGCAAGGGCGUAUACAACACGUGUGCGAGAGAUCAAUACAUGGAAAGGGAAUCGCAGCACGAACCCAUAGUUGACGAGGAAGCAUGGCUCCAGGUCACGAGUGGAGGUAGAGGUACUGCAAAGCUAUAAUAUAUUUCUACUAUAUUUCUUGUCUUUGUCAGCCUCGCCCUACAGCUUACUAGUGAUGAUUAAGUACGUAGUGCCAGUCCUCUAUUUUUAAUGGGCUACUGCUAUCAGGAGCGACAAGAAUCAGACUAGUGCAUACAUGACAUGAAAUUCUUUGACCGCUACAACGUCACUCAAACUCGUCAAAACAGGUUGUUCUACAAUAGCUACAAACUCAAAUCGCGGAAACUCAAAAUUCGAAUUCCCACAAAAGGUUCUUCUAGUACGCAUAGGACACAACAAGAAAGCGAGGAAGAUGUGGAGGAUUUGCGUGUCGUUGGCAAUGUAGAGAUGCUGAGAUGGAUCAAAUUCCAACGCGAGCUGCGAUGGCUUGCUCACCAUGCGGCCCCGCAGGAGAUGUGGAAACUAGAAGAGAUACCACGAUCUGGCGGAAUGCUCACUAUGAGCUCCUUAUGGCUCAAGAUUUGAUAUUGAUCCUUGUUCAUUUAAAACAACCGGUUAGUUUUUACCUCUGUCGCGUAGAUGUAUCCCUUCAAGCAAGAUAUUGCUCAGUCAUCUCAACAAAAGACGAAUCAGUGUCUCAGUUCCUCCUUGUGCGAAACCCCAUAAUUAUUUGUGUACGAGCUUUCACAGCUCGCUGUAAAGAGAAGACGCGUAGUCUUCACUAAUGACAAUAAGUGUCUCGGUUCCUCCUUGGACGAGUCCUCUGAGGCAAUUGGUCAAGUGUCUCAGUUCCAUCUUGGAAUCGGAAACACUGAGUCUAAAGGAUUAAGUAUCUCAGGUAUCGUUCUUCUUGGAAUCCCACAGAAGAUUAUUAACGCUCUCAGUUCUUUCUCCUUGGAAUCAAUCUGAGGCUGCAAGUGAGUGUCAAGGAUCGUUGAAUCAUAUUGAGCUUCUUGGCAUCAAUCUGAGGCCAUGAGUCUUCACUUGUAUAUGGUGACUAUGAGUCUUGUUCACGGUGAACUACUUCGAGGUCGAGCUCUAAUGUACAAUCCACGCAUGGGCGGUAAACAGUACGCACUUUCACCAGCGUGGCUCUUGGAGAACGGGAAUUUCGCCCCAGCAAAAACUGACCCGACCCAACAAGAUGGAGGGCAGUCGCUGAUCUUAAGGCUCAUAUUUUUACUAGUUGAUCUGAUCUUCGCAUGAUAGGUUGUAGUAAGCAUUUAAAUCAGAAGUUUCUUUCUUGGAUUCUUUCUGGGUAGAAUGUAGUUAUGGCGAACCUUGUUAGGUAAUGGAAAAUGAAAUAUUGCGAGGUCUAAUUCUCGGUAGAUUCGCUAGUGCAUUUCAAGCUGCGAUGGCAGGUGCUGAUGCUUCCUCCGCUGCGCAGCAAAGGCCUUCAGGUGCUCGCGCUGACCUCCAAGCGCAACUAAGAGAUGAACAAGCGACGCAAAAUUUUUACCGCCCUGAGAUUUUUCUGAAAUCAGUCUAUCCAUCCAGUGCUGCAGGUGGGUAUGGUCGCGGCAGCCCUGGUGGCUCGAUUUUUUCCAUGCCACGAAUGAAGCUCUUGCACGAAGCCGGCAAUAGCAAAACAGAAGGGCCCUGGAUGACCCGGCUGACAGAUCUCCGAUUCAAGCGCAUCGAACGACUGAAUGAUGCUGCACUGUGUUAUGGGCAUGACGGUUUUGAAUGUUUGUCAACAAUUAAUUUGUUGUGCUAGUUUAUCAAACUAAUAGUCACCAUGGUAUUUAAUUCAUUGUGUUUGCGAGUAAGUGUGAAUAUUUUCAAGUGCUGACUACAGGUUGGACUGCAAGUUCAAAAGCUGACCAAGGGAAAGUUUUUAAGACUUCAAUUUAUUGGCUAAGUAACGACUUGUUCAUGUUAAAUGAUGUAAGCACUAAUUUCUGGAGAGGGCCAAAAAAAAAGCAGAGGAAGCCGAGUAUGUAAAAGCAAGGGGACCCGACGGACAACAACCCAUAACCGCCGAAAAAAGGAAGGAGAUUUUAAGAAGGAGGUCUCAGCGCAUGGCAUUACCAUUGUAUUCCGCACUUAAACUUCCUUAGCAAAUGUUUCUCAUAGAAAGAAUUUUGUGAGGAUUGGAUAAAUAAAAGGAUUCUUAUAAAAUAUUUAUAUAUGUUCCAGGGCUCAGGGCGGGGAGGCCCCCCCCCCCGAUUUAACUUUUUGAAGGGGGGGGGGCUCCCCGCCCCGGCCCCUCUUUUCGAGGGGCUGCCGGGCGGGAAGGCCUCAAAGCGCCCACUUCUGACCCCUUCCCGCUUCUUGCGUGUACCCUACAGACCUGGCAAAGGUGGCAGAGGCUGGGCCCUCUUGUCGUGUUGCGCCUCCCUGGUACAUAUAUAACAUUUAAGAAGUAGAAUGCAAGUCAAUGUCGGAGGUGGAGCCAACUUCUAAAAAUCGAGCGAAGUCUGGAGUUGCUGUCUCCUGACGCAUUUCUGGCCUUCGAGAACGAACGGCUGGGACAAGACAGAUUAAAGGUGGCCAGUCUAGGUGAAGCUGUGGUGAAAAAUCAAAAGUGGCGAGUAACAAAACAGGCCGUUGCAACAUACGAAGAGCUGCUCCUCUUAUGAAUGAAACUUAUUUUUGAGUGUAUCUAUGAAUUCUCACUAUGUUCCUCCGUCACAUCACUUUUUGAUGUACCGAAAGAAACAAAGUCUACAUCUACAGGCCAGGCAUAGUACGCGUACUACCAGUGAAUCAAUCCAGCAGCCUUUUGCUACUCUCCCCCGUGCGUACACAAGCAAAGUACAAGAAACUACGACUCUUAAUCUAGCACACUACACUACAACACCAUACUGGGUACGCUACACUCCACUCCAAGGGUAGGCUACACUACACUACACUGGUACGCUACACUCCACUCCACUCCACUCGACUCCAAGGCUACGCUACACUAUUCCUUUCUCUAAUGUGUGGCGUCAUCCGCUUUGGUGCUGCAGAUCCGUCAAAAUUGAAGUACUCCCGGAAUCAUCGACGCUUUGCAUAUUUGGUUGCUACCGUAAAUGUUGGUGGCCCGAAUCAGAACGCUGGGACUCAAGCACUACGAAACGAAGUCCAGUACUGAUAAGGAGUUUCUAAUAUUAAAGCUUAACUGCUAACAAAGCCACCCUACGUACACCCGUUCUUCACAGAACUGGGUUCAUAUCAUCAUUUAGCUGCUUUCUGAUAUUGCAACACAGUUCCUAGACUAGAUGAUAAGCUUUUACUUUCUAAGAUAUACUAGUAGGACGUUCUAUCUGAUGUGUCUGUUCAUCUAUGCCUACAUCUUCAAUCAUAAUUACUGUCGUGUAGAUCUGCCAUACAUCUUUUGAUUUCCAACAACAGGUUUUGGGACAUGAAGACAGGGGAGUGGGAGGCUAACAAGGAAUAUUUGAGUACUGCCUUACCACUCUACGAUUUACCGAGACCCGAAGCUGCCAUGGCUGUCCUGAAUACCUACCUGCAUGAGAGCAACAAGUACCUGGUGAAGGAUGCGACUUUGCAGUGGAUGGUGCGUGAAAGACAUUAUCAUUAUGAAGAUCACAGAGACAGAUGCUUGUGCUGAUCUAUCAAGCAGUAUCUAGUAUAAUUAUGAUCACAAAGACAGAUGCUUGUGCUGAUCUAUCAAGCAGUAUCUGUACUGAUAUAAUACAACAGAAGAUUUUAUUACGUGGUCCAGCGCGAACAGUCCUCUGAUCUGUUAAAAAAUCGUGAUUCUAUAGGGCAAGAACUACGCCAUUUUUUGCAGCACUUUGUUGUAAGUAAAAAUUUCACCACCACGCGCACGCACAACUGCAUUCUAGACCUACUAGCGCAUGGGCCGCAAAAUCUUCUCCUAGUAUUGUCUGCUUCUAAAUAACCGGUCAAUUUUUCCCUCAAGAAAAAAAUAACCAGUUAAUUUUUCCCUCAUAAAUAUCCUAGGUUUAUCCUACCAAGCAACCUAUUGCGCUCCUCUAAAAACAAGAAGAUGAAGUUGCCGUAGCUCUGCAACGCCGUGAGAGAUUGACCAAUGUGGUAACGAAUCGUCUGGAAGCCAUUCAAGCUCCUUUUCUUAAGGCUGGAAGUUUCCAAGAGGUAAUCGUAUUUCUUCCACUAGUUAUUAAUCUUUACAUGUACAAGCAGGGGUUAGUUGUAGUCUACUAUCUAACUUGUAUUCUACCUCUAAUUUUGUCUACUGGGUGAUGACCGCUUAUGACGCAAUCAAGAUGGGACUUUCAACGCCAGUGGUUCAGCAGUUUCUCGGCCAACCCGAAAAGGAAUUCGAAAGAAUGGAGCAGAAGAUUGGCGCAAGCCUGGAAGAAUUGUUGAAACAUCGAAAAUGGCUCUGUCCGUUGUCGCUGUCGAUCAUCAGAGAGCCAGUCGUACUGGACGAUGACUGGGAUUUCUUUGUUUACGACAUUUGAUUUUGUAAUUCACCUCUGUGAGAUAGAUCAGAAGUAGAUGUAGAAAGUCUUGAUCAUGUACAAUAAUGUAUAAGUGAUUUACAUUUAGUGCCUCCACCAACUAUUUGUUCGUGUCCUACUUUUAUUUUCUUUCACAUCAUUCGUAUUAUGCUUGUGUACUUCUCUCAGCAACAACAAUAACUCAUCUAAUUUUUUGGAAGGCAAAGCAAGACGAUGGCCACACGGGCUGGUGAAAAUGCGUACAGUGCUGCGGCUACAGGGUUCGCCUUCUUGACCUCUGGCACGACAGAGGACGUUGCGGCUGUUGUCAAGCGUCGCCAACGACGUGCUCAGGAAAGAAAAGCCGAUAAGAAAAAGGAAAGCGAGGAAGAAGACGAAGAGUUAUGUGAGGAAGAAUAUCUACAAUAAGAUAGUGGUUACUCAUCUCUACUUUCUUACUUUAAGGAAGUUCUUUUUAUUACUUUAAGGAAGGUGGCAUUUACUUUAAGAAGAUGCUUCCUUAUUUUGUAGUGCUUUUAUUCUGACCUUUUAAGAAGUAGAUAUAGCGAGUUUUGGUCUUCGGUAACCAAGAUACAUCACACGCUAGGUAAUUGUUACCUUUCAACAGCAACAUCGCUAAAUUUUGGAGAUUCCGAGGAUGAAGCAGCCGCAUCUUCCGGACAAGAGUUGCAGGACGUCCCCUGGGAAGAGCAAAAGAAGUGGCAAGCGCAUCUUCCCAAAGCAUUGCCCAACUUCUUGAGGGACGAGAGUGGCAAAUUCCACAAACCAUUCAUCCCUCAUCGCGUUGUUUUUGAGAAAGACUACCUUGAAUUAAGGCGCUUGAUCAUACCAUUCAUGGAGUCCAUUCUUGAUUUCCAACAGUCAUUUUACUUCUCCUCUGUUUAUUUCACCGUCUACUAAAUCUACUGGGGAUUCUCGUUCUGAAGAACAACCUGCUAAUUAGUAAAUUCUUCUAUACCCCGCGAAUGGGUACACUACUCCUACGACUACUACUACUACUAGGGAAGAAGUGAAACAUUUUGCACUCAGCAUCUAAUCGAAAGUUUUCUGAGUCGCGGCAGCACGCAGCAUCCCGUGUUUGUCCGGUCAAGACUGAAGAGCCGCAAUUACAAGCCCUACGACGAACUCCGUGAGGAGAUCCACCAAGUCGUUGCCAUGCUCAAAGAUGCGAACUCGGAAGAUGACAUUAUGAAACUCACGUCGUUGAUGGGAUGACGAACUGUGUAUCAUUUCAGGUUUUUGUGAACUUCAUCCACAAUGAACUCUGGUUGGAUAUGGAUAGUCAGAGUGUGAUGUGAAAGGAAGUCAACAAGUCGGUUUAGAAGUGAAGUCUGGCAUUAAUAGUUCCGUCGACAGUUUCGGAAUACUGAUCUGGGCAUCACGCCAUACCAAGUUCAGUUGCUUCUUCUAUUUUUAGCAGCGAGAACUAAACACGCCUUGAGUUUCACUAAUGAGAACGAACCCAUAUUUUUCUACUUCUAAGAAUGAAAAAAGGAUUUUCGACGAUCUGACAAAGAAAGCGGCGAAGAAGGGCACUACGGAAGGCGCGGAUGCUCAUGACAAUGCUAUUGCUGCUCAACAGCGUGCCCUCCAGUCAAAAGCAAGGUCAAGCAGCGCAGGAGCGCAAAAUACAGAGGAGCAGAUCCUACAGAAAAGGAAGCAGCGGCAUGAGUUUCUAGCUGCCAUGGUUGUAGCUUUGGGCGAAAUCGCUUGGGCUCCGUGGAAACCGUCUGACAAGGAGGCGAAGCGCGUUCAAAUGAUUGAAAGCCUUCGAGAACAGGAUGGCGGUGCUGGAUCCACUGUAGAUCCUAACAGGAGUCCGCAAACCCCAGCAUCACCACCGGGGCAAAUGAUCAUGAUGGGAGCUAUCCCUUCAACCUCUUGUUAAGAGCCAGUCCAUAGAUAAGUAACCAUAAUUCAAUCGAUAAAUGCUUGAAAGGUGUUGCUAUUGGCUCCCCUUGAAAAAUACUUCCAAGUCCAACAAGUAUACUGUGCCUGUAUGCGAAAGAUGAACUGCAAGCGUGUGCUUAUUGGAGAUAGUGGACUAGGAAAAAGCUGUCCCCUACUGUACCUGAAAGAUGAACUAUUACUAUCCGCCUGCGGAAGAACUGCACUACCACUACUAGAGCUGUCCUGUUGCUUCUAAUCUUUCGCUGGUGACGCCAUGGUGCCUGUACCUUCGAGCCCGUUGAUGGGCAAGACUUCUUCUUUGGUGAGCGCCAAGCCAUCCACCAAAUUCAUGGUCCAGUCACUGCCAGACCCCCUACAGGAACACCAACAUGAACGAGGAUUCGAGUCUGCGUUGAUUAUGAAUGGAUACUUAAGUACUGGUGUGCUGGGCCUUUGGCCGAAGACUUUGAAAUUGGAAAAAAAUAUGCUGCUGUGUAAGAAAGUAGCGCCACUAGACAACUCCUCCAUCUUUGGAAGCCCUCAGAGAUCUUCGCAGUCUAAUAACUGUGCCGACAAGGUUGCUGCGGUGGAUAUGACCUCUGCGAACAAGCUGUCCAGCAUCGCUUGGGCUCAUGGUGGGGAGUCCUGUGCAGCCUGGUGUGCCGAGAAUAUUAAGGCUUCUUGAUGCAGUCCUAAUCUGAAGAUCCUUCUUGAGAGUUGUACAUGAAGAUCCUAGGUGGUGGAGAGACGCUUGUCAAGGGGAGAAAGGACCCAGGAUGACCUUCAGGAUGGACUAGGGUGAGCUCUAAGAGUACUUGUCUACUAUGCUCCACGCCGAAUGACGGACAUGCUCAGGACUACAAUGCAGCAAGGACCAUUUUUGAUUAAGGCUCUCGCAGACUUGUAACUAAAGUAUCAAUUUGAGCUCUGUAAGUGCAUCCUUGUAGAGUAUUCCAUACCUUCAAUGUGAUUUGUGUACUACUACGGCUCUUAGAUGAUCAAGUUGAAUCAUGACAGGAAUACACACACACGACGACAAAGAUGCACAUGCAGGAGCGAAAAAAUAUGUAUAUGAAAGGUCGUACCACAAAUAUCAAAUGUCGUAUCUCCGCAGCUCCUCUAAUUUAGAAACGACUAUGCAGCUCGCUAUCCCGAAAAACAGGGUGUUGGACCGUCGCCUUUAGAAUUUCUGAGUGCCCUCCCUUGGCAGCCAACUUUGAAAAAGGUCCAGGAGCGCUGGUGGGAGGCCUCUAGCACAGCACGUAUGGACGCCCAAAGAUGGUUUCUACACGUCAUGAGGGACGUCCAAAAAGCUUUGCAGAAUAGUGGCAAUGCAGCUUUAUGGUUCUUGGCUCUUGAAAAUUUUUACCUAUCAAUCUAUCUCUCGUUUCAGCAUCUUUUGGAAGAUGCCGUAGCUUCCACCCUAGCUUCCAGUUCUCAGUUCUCAGCAUCUUUGCGAUAUACCUUUUGUUUCUCCAUGUGAAGUCCACGGGGCAUGAUAAAGGCACUUACCAAGGUGAGGGGAUCUAGAAGAUGAGUUAGAAGCUGCAUACUCUAAAAUUGGCGCAAGAUCAGGUGAAGGAUAUCCUGAAGGAAUUCAAUCAAAUGCCUGGCAAUUUCUACGGGAACGAAUUUGCCAACGAAUGGGUGACGCCAAGGAGCAGUACUAAAUUUAGUAGUACUUCUAAAACAUCGUACCUCCUUCGCUCACUAUCCAUUAGAUUCAAUGCUGACCAUGGGGUAAGUUAGAAGUUUGACACUAAUAAUCAGCUGCUCCUCGUCAACAUUUAAUAGUACAACCUUCAUUGAAGAUUGUACAAUUGGUUCAUCUCUCUCUACAACUACUAGGACCUGUCCAUCAUGAUGAUGACUGCGGCUGGUGCUGCGACUGCACGGGACAGGAGUGCGUCAAAAACUGUUUUUGCUUUAAGGCUUCCCCUAAUGAUCUCCUAUUUUGAGAGAAGUCAUUCUAGGAGAGAGGCUUUUCAAGGGGAAAAGACACCCUUGAGGAUGCACCGAAAACGUAAAAUAAGCGAGUAACAAAUACAAUAACCGAGUAUCUGUGAAGUUUAAGGUAUCUUCUAGGCUACUCGGUUAUUUCAGUUUUGAAUGGAAAACUUGAUUGAGCUCUAAUCGCUGUUGCGGUGGCUGUUGCUUGUACCAAAAUUGCUGUGACCGAUCUGCUUACGAUGCCCGAACCAUAGGUCCUCUCUGUUGCGGUAACAGCGUCAACCCGGACUCUUGCGGGAUGGCAGUACCACUCGCCGCCUGCUGCGGGAUGGAAGCGUGUUGCUGCCCUGCUCCCGAAAAGACGGAGAGCACUGCUUCUGCACAGCCUACGAGUGUCCCUCACGUUAAGGCUCAAUGCGAUUCAUUUCUACGCGUCAUUUUUCCUUAUAUUCCUGUCUUAGGAUUUUUGGGAGAAAUGCAGGAGGCAAGAAGUGACUUGUUUUGAGCUCUAAUCAUGAGUACAACGCUGGAAUCGAUUGUCUCCAUAGCUGUGGCUGUUAUUCUCUCGGCAAGAGUCCCACCUUGAUUCUCUGGCUUCUGGAGUCUGCAGUAGAUGCGGCACAAGCGAUGCCUCCGGAGAAAGAUCUAGAUCGACUCAGUGGGGAUCCGGAUCUCGCAGCCCGUUUUGUGCGCGAAUUGACCGAGGCACAAAAAAAGCGACGCGUAGAACAAGCGAACAAAGAUCAACAAGUUUCAAGCGAACGAAGCAAAGUUUUGGGCGCAAUGUUUGUUAAGGCUCAAUCUUCAUACGAUGAAUCUUAAUAGCGACAUAAGAUCAAUCUUCAUACUUAUAUAAAACCAAUCAUCGUCAUAAUGACAUUGUUCACUGAGGGUUGCAAAGUAACUGACAUCUUCGAAAAGGAGACAGACCCCGUGAGAGGACCACCGGGGAAAACAAGGGGAAACAAACCGGGAGGGGAAAACAGGGGGAAUCAUGGGGCUUUUUACUUUCAGCGGUUAUACGAUUACUGGAGUAAUCUCUGUCCUCCUUACACAUGAGUACUUUCACAAUCUUCAGUGACCAAUGACUUCCGUCCUUUAAGUUUGGGGAGCGCAAUCGCUAUUCCGGAGUCGCGCGCGGAGGUUGCUGCAGUGGAGAGAUAGACGACAGUGCUGAGGUUGAUCUCAAGGUACAGUCUGUUAAGGCGGUCUUCUUGCUUCACAGUUGUAAUUGAUCUCAAAGUACAGCCUGUUAGGGCGGUCUUCCUGCUUCACAGUUGUAAUUGAUCUCAAAGUACAGUCUCUUAAGGCGGUCUUCAAGCAAAAGACUUCUCUCAUCUUUGCAAUCUCACUAUUUAUAUUUCUCGAUAUGCUAAGGUCUACAUGCUUACAUAGUUGUAGUAAGUUAAUCACAACUUGAGUAGAAGGUGAAGCUACUCUCUUAGUUGCUGAAAGGCCUCACAAUACAAAGUAUUAGAUCUACUGUGAACAAGCAGCUUCAGAGUUGUAUAAAGAUAUCUAUGAGGGACUAGAUGCACACUAUAAGAAUAGACUCUCCUGAGCAGGAUCUGAAAAAAUCAUGGAUUUGGAUAGUAACUAGAAUGAAUGUAGUGAUGUGGAAUGUGAUUGAUGAUAUUAUUGUUCAUCUAAGUCCGCAGUUGAAGCAGCGCCGCUCUCUGAAUGGUCCGCUCUAGGAGCAAAGAACAUUGACAACAUCCACACUGAAGAGUGCGCAAGUUGCGGCAGUUGUAUCAAACGCAGUGUUAUGGCCUGUCAGCUUUUAAUAUCCAUGUGUGUCCAUCUUGCUCUUCUUUUUAGAAGGUACAAAAAGGCUGAACGACCUCAAAACUACUUGACCACGUAGUAUCCGAGGCAACACGACAUGACAUGACACGACAUGACAUGACACGACAUGACAUGACAUGACAUGACACGACAUGACAUGACACGACAUGACAUGACAUGACAUGACAUGACAUGACACGACAUGACAUGACAUGACACGACACGACAUGACAUGACACGACAUGACAUGACAGCAUCUUUUUCGGGCGGUCGUAUCCGUCAACAUUUAGUGUCCAUCUUUCUCAGCAUCUUUGGAUUCAGGCGCACUCUAACAGUGGUGGACAAGCAUGUCGCUGUUGCGGAGUCUGGUGUGCUCUUGGCGCAUGCGGCAAGCUGAGCGAGGGUUGCGAGCAGCUUGUAGUUUUGCCUUGUUGCGAAUGUAGUUAAGGCUGUUGUAGCUAAAUGUUAUCCUUCCUUGCCUGCGUCCUUGAGCAUCGCAAGGGAGGGAAGUUCUAACGUAGUGGUGUCUGCUGGAGUUAUAUGGUAGUGGUGUCUUCUGGAGACACCUAUAGAGUCCAUAUUUCGCCAUCCCAGGGAAGGGGGUGCCGCUUAGCGGGUCCACUGCAAAACCAUCGCAAGGGAAUGCUCCCUCAUACUUUUUAAGGAUGCACUUGAAAGGUGAACUCCGGACAGUUCUAACGUAGUGGUGUCUGCUGGAGUCGUAUGCCCACGUGCGGAAGUGGCUUCUUCGCUGCCCCGAGUGUUAAGGCUGUUGAUGGAGUAGUUAUCAUAAUUGUUGAACAGUGCUGUCAGUGAGAAGUGUUGUAAGUACUAGGAUUCAUUCAUUCUUGCAUCGAUGAGAUCGAUGCAGGUAUAUAAUGUACUACUUGUACAUCAUGCGCUAGUACUCUAAUCCAAGGAGAGGCUUUGUGCGCGCUGGAUCUUUGGGGCUCGAAAAUUUGGGAGAUAUGUGUUGCAGUGACGUUCCGAGCAGCUGCUGCAACUUCGCUUCUUAUGCUUGUUGCACUUGUUGUGCUGGAGUCAACUACGGAAUACGAAGCGCAAGCAGUCGUGUGCAGCACCAAGGAUGGCCCUUUUUCACGUCAAAUUAUGGUCACAGCGUUUUUAUAUUGAUCUUUCUCAGGAGGACCCCGUCGGUAACCUUUUGCUCCCAUACAAGGGUAAGCAAGGGUAAUAGAGGCACGAUGCCUGCUGAGAUACCGAGGGGAUCGAGAAGAAUCAACGCGCACGCUAAUGAAGUAUGGAGAAAUGUCUCGUGAGCACACAAACAACCUGUAAGGGAGCCACUUGUGGAGGCGACACAGCCGACAUGGGCCUGGCGAUAACCACCGGGGAGACUAGUUGUUGUGGCUGUUGCGGUUGUUACCCGCUAGAGCCUGAGGAAGUACCCGGAUGGUGCUGCAACGCGGGAAGCCUUUGUGGCGCGAAACACUGUAACUGUUAAGGCAAAAGAGAAACUCAUGAUCGUGAUAAUUGUGAUUCAUCCCUUGUUCACAGAAAAUAUUAUGAGUCUGAGAAAAUCAUUUAGGCGGGGAGGCAGUAGCAGAUAUUCCAUCAUUGAGCAAGCAUCUUCUAAACCUUGGACGGCAAUGCUGACCGCAACAGGGAGGAAAGGCACGCGAGAUCUGCACGAACCACUUCUCCAGGAGCAAUGAGCAAUGGCCCUCGUCCUUUGAUGAUGAACCAGCAGAGUGGUGGCCCCGUCUAUAGCCCGAUACCAAGCACUCCCAAUCAGAUGACAAUGGACGGACGCCCUACUGCCGCUCAUGGUAAUGGUGAUGUGCCUCUAAAUCGGGAGAAUGAGGAUCCAUUGUUAUGUCAAUCAGCCUUUAUAAUUCGUUCCUCGCAACCUGAGAUGACAUGACAUCAUACUCAUCUAGAUCUACUCUGUCUUCGGUUGUAAUCAUGUCCUUUAUCAGAAGAUAAGUAACAACCGUCCAUAUUAGAUUUAGACUAGUCCUAGUCUAACAAUUUUUUGGAAGAGUUCACCAACCGGAAUAAAGGUAAUGACCUACUUAUCGAAAUGAGAUGAACCACGACAGAAGUCAACUCAUCCUCAUGAAUUCUACUCCUAGGACAUCAAACACUCUUUCACAGACUCAUCUUCACAGACUCUUUCAUGAAUUCGACACUGUCACGGACUCUUCUCUAAUAUUUGGAAUAGCAGAAGCCGGUUGUUGUAUGAAUAUGAUGCUAGGAUGCGGAAAAAAGACCUGUCCUGGUGGCAUUAUCGGCUCUUUAUGGAUGAUGUUUUUUCCGUCCUCGCGACCAUCUUCUAGGGGGCUGCCCCUUUUUCCCUUGGAACUGUAUACUUAGACUAAAAAUGCUGAGGGGCCAGGGCCUCGAGUCGAUGGUCUGCCUAGAUGGAAAAAAAAAACAUCCAUACUCUUGUUUGGCGCCUCCCAUGUAUUUAGCCGGUGGCGCAGUGGCUGACGUCGCCAUGACACUCACGGGCGCAGCAAACUUUGGCGUAGUUGAUAUACUUGGUGCUAAUAUUCUGUGGCGGUUCUUGCGCGUGGUGCAUGGUGUACUAAUGUUAAGGCUUGUUCAGAUGUGGAAAUAUUAAGAUCAUCGAUCUACAACGAGAUUCUAGCUCUACUCUCACUCUAAACAUUUUGGAAUCCUCCCUCUUUCCCAGGGAAGAACAUCUUGAUCUUUGUUCUCCCGUUAUUUCUCAUCACUGGAAAACUACGAACUACACCAAGAACAAAGACCACCUUCAACAUGAUGCAUUUAUUGUACUAGGGCAGCAAUAGAGAUAGACCCUGUCAGCAGUCUUCUUUACAGUUCCAUUCUAAAUUUACACUCUGAAGAGUCCUAGGUAUACCUCAUCAUUAUAUAUUGUACUAGAAUGACGCACCUUCUAGUAGAAUCUAUCCACCUGUUUCAUCUUUCUCUUCAUUGGUGCUUCUUCUAACACUGUCCGGUGGUCGUACCCUCCACGCGCUGCUCCUCGGCGCUCGCGGGCUUGUCCGUCUCGUUUACAUGGUUGUACGCAGCAUUAUUCUCGUCUUUGCUCUGGCCGCGAGAGGAUUUGUGGACUGGGUUAUUUUUUAUGAUGCCACUCUCACUCAUUGAAAAGUUCUACGGACUACCUUACGGGAACAGUGUCGUUCCCAUGUAAGAAGGCAGGCUAUAACUUUUGUGCAAUAUAAUUGUCUCUUAGGUGGUCUUGUAGGAUGAACUGCGACUGGGACACACACAUGACAUAAGUAGGCAAAGUGGGAGCGACAUCUUUCUCACGUUUAUCGACACUUUUCUCAAUGGGUAGUUGUGGAAGGAUUCAUACUUGGCCCAUCGUGCAAUUUGUGGCUGGUGGACUUGCAUUAUUGAACGAGCACUGUGCGACUCCACUAGCCAACGAGAUAGGUGAACGUUGUAAUCAAUGCAGCACUGCAUUGGGCGGCUGUUGCAGUAGUUGCGCCACUUAAGGCUAGUUUUUCACUAAUAUCCAAUGUCGUGGACUAAUGUCGUGCUAAGUUGUACAGUGCCCUCUGAUUUAGAGAGGAAACCAGAGGAGCGCAAAAUGGCAACUCACUGAACCACCGAUAGUACUAGUGAAAAACUAGCGCUAAGCCAGGGGAUGUAGUAGAAGCUGUAGUGAGGGAUGUGGAAUGCUUGGCAGCGCCGCGAGCAGUUGCGCAGGCGGAGUAGGUAGAUGCUGCAGCCCGGUCUGUCAAGGAUUGCGUUCGGCUUUUGGGGCUAUCGGCGGGCUCGUAAGAUCGUUUUUCUCCGGUCUUCAGCCCUGCGUUCGCAGCAUCCAAGAAGGAGCGUCAGGCUGUCUUCACUGUGCUAAGACGCACAGAAGAGUCACCAUGGGCCUCUUUUGGGGUGCUGUGGUCACCGGUGGCGGGGCGGGCGCAUAUCACUUCUUCGGAUCCUCGUCUUCCGGAAACGCAACACACGCACAACAAGGGCAUCAUCAAAUUGAAGAUUCCACUCAUAUUGGAACUGCGUAUGCACUUGGCGAGCAGAAUUCUUUGCGAGGUGCCACUAGUACAACCACGUCUUCCCUACUAUUAAGGCUACCUCCUCUGCUGAAGCAUCCUUAACCCCAUCCUUGGCUCUUUUUCUACUUGAAAAAUACGCCAAGGAUGCUCCCAAGGAUGGCAUCAAUGCGGUAGCUCUAAUAUAAAGCUCUUUUAGUGCUGCUGUACCACUUCCACCGAGUCCAGCGUCUCUUGGUGCUACAUCACCUUCUAUGCCUCCAGCAAUGGCAGCAACUCGUCGACUGGAUGAAGUAGCUGCAAUGGAGCAGACUCCCACUGCAACUUACUCGUCUUUUCCGGAAUACCUUGAGCAGCAACAACAAGAACGUCAAGCAGAGCAAGACCAAGGUCAGUAUCAAGAAGAACAAGAGCAAAAAGCAAAGCAUAAGGCUAAGCCGCAGCAGGAGAAAAUGAAGAGCACGAAGAAAACAUGGAUAACCCCGAAGGAAGCUGCGGAGGCAACGAAAAAAUUGGACGAUGCCUACGCAAAAGUCAAAGGGAAAACUUAUGACCUACUUCGAAUUCUUUUUUGUUGGUGUUGUAUUGUUGUUCUUAUGAUGUUAUUGUUUGUUAUGAACGCACACGAUGAAGAGGACCUCCACGACCCUUGCUCUCCUUCUCUCCCACCUUUCUCUCUGGCUUCUUGUCUUCGAAGAGUAGGGGCAGUUUUGGUUUUGAUUUGUCCUUCUCUCUCCUUUGAUUAGUACGUUACUGUAUGCUCAUCGGGUUAUCCCUUUGGGUCUGGUCUCAAAGCUGAUUUGGCAGGUCAGAUUGGAGACAUAUGACAUGACAUGUUUUUCUCUUCACUACCAUCCCUUUCUUGCCUUCUCGUUCUCUCAUCCAUCCCUUUUUUUCCCAUGUCUAAGCUCCGAUCAUUGCUUUCGAAGCGGAAAUCGCGCAAAUGGGUGGGUUGGACAAGGCUCUGGCCACAUUUGAAGACGUGUACAACAUGGCGCAGGACCCAGGACCAUUGAAAGACCACUCAAAGAAGAUGAACCAAUUAAGGCUCAAAAUGCUUCAUUUUCCUUCGAGGGGCAUUUUUCUACUUAUGUGUCCUUCUUAAAUGAAUUCUUGAGAUGAAAUUAUGAGCUAAAGAAACGAAAUGUUUUCAGCUCUAAACGAAGGUCAAGACAAAGACCCAGAACUAGAGCGCUACGUAGAAGCAGGACUCAAGCUGGAAGAAGGUCUUCGACGUCGUUUUUUGGGAGACAAAGAUUUAUGAAAAUGACACCUAGACGUUUCCCCCUUUUCCCUUAACUGAUGCUGUAAUUACCCCGCGAAUGGGUAAACUACUACUACUCUGCUUAGGUCUUAUGCGCCCCCAGUAUGUAAUUUGGAUGACAGUAGUUUAACGGGUUGAUUAAUCGUUUGAAAGGGCGGUGGCAUAUAGUCCUAACGCAAAAAAAAAAUAACUUAGGAGGUGGUUCUGUUAAACCGCGACAGGGACACAUACAUGACAUCUUCUUCAUCAGUUUCACUUUGUGAAUUACCACUCGUCACUAAAUCAUCCGUGGUUUCCGAAAUAAGGAGACGCCUAACAUUUGCAUUUCUGACUUUCUGUAUAAAUGAAAUAUACAUAAAGUCCCUUAGUAAAUAGACCCAUGAAAAUCUUCUAAGAAAUCUUGCAGCUGAGGGCGCUUUCAGCAGUCUCUUCGGAAGCUCAUCUGGUAGCAGGCCUUCAUCUACUAGGAAUAACGGCCCCGAAGCCCUCUCGCGCGCUAUUUACAAGGUGCACAAAAAGAUGAUCGAUUACAGCGCAACACAUGGGCCCGAUGACGACGUCCAGGAUUACAUGCAGCCAGCGGAUCAGGAGAUGAUGUCUAUGGACGUCGAGAAGGACAACGACGAUGAGAAGUCAUGGUCAUCAAUCGCAGAGGACGUGGCGUCCGCUUCCACUAGCGCCAAGAACUUUGGAGGAGGCCUUUUGAAACGUCCAAAAAAGGACUAA
Messenger RNA from Amoebophrya sp. A25, 16859 nucleotides. Lineage: Eukaryota; Dinophyceae; Syndiniales; Amoebophryaceae. The record is from the annotation of a GenBank genome assembly.